CAUCCAUCCCACUGGCUGGAGUUGGAGGACACUCGCCCGCUUCGCCUCCACCGCUGCGCUGGUCUCUUGUUUUCUGUCUCUCGGCGGUGAGAAGACAGGGAGGAAAGAAGUAAAGACAUCUAGAGUAUACAGAUAGUGAGAGAAACUGCAUAAUCGGGACCGGACACUUUUCUGGAAGGGGAUUAUCUCUCGCAGGAGGCGAAGCUGGAUGUGUUGUGCACAGCGGAGCGCACGCUGCUACGUGUUUUCAAUGGAUUUCAAAGCGGUGGAAGUACCCUGGGAAUUAAACUGCUCUUAAGUUGCUUUUAGUUCGCACAUUUCGUUCUUUGCAAGGGUUUAUUUUUCACAUGGAGACGAAAACAAUGAUCCUCGCAGGGUUAUAUGUCCUCCUGCCUCUUUUGGAUGUGUUGUCUUACGCCGAGGAGAACCUGCGCCGGCUGGACUGCGUGAGAGCCAGCGAGCAGUGUAUGAAGGAGCAGGGGUGCAGCACCAAGUACCGCACGAUGAGACAGUGCGUGGCCGGGGGCAAAGAGAGCAACUUCAGCAUGGUGACCGGCCUGGAGGCCAAGGACGAGUGCCGGAGCGCCAUGGACGCGCUCAAGCAGAGCCCGCUGUACAAUUGCCGGUGUAAAAGGGGCAUGAAGAAGGAGAAGAACUGUCUGCGCAUUUACUGGGGGAUCUAUCAGACAUUACAAGGCAAUGAUUUCUUGGAGGAUUCUCCGUACGAACCUGUGAACAGUCGUCUCUCUGACAUUUUUCGCCUGGCUCCCAUCAUUGAGGGUGGGGAACCUUGGAGCAGCUCCGCAACCUCGGCUCCAGGCAGGGGGGGCGCCCAGGGCAGAGAGCCCGUUCUGGGCCGCGGGAGCCCCUCCUCCACGGAACUUCUGGACCCCAGUAGAAACAGGAGAGCUCAUCCCAAUUGGGCCAUACUGGGUGAGCCUGCGGUAGCGAGAGAGAACAACUGUCUGAACGCUGCCAAAGCCUGCAACCUGAAUGACACGUGUAAGAAGUACCGCUCGUCCUACAUCAGCCCCUGCACCAGCCGCGUCUCCACCGCCGAAGUCUGCAACAAGAGGAAGUGUCACAAGGCCCUGCGGCAGUUCUUUGACAAGGUUCCACCUAAGUACAGCUACGGCAUGUUGUUCUGCUCGUGUCCGCUCAGCGACCAGACGGCCUGCUCUGAGCGCAGGCGUCAGACCAUCGUCCCCGUCUGCUCGUACGAAGAGAAGCAGAAACCCAACUGUCUGGAGCUGCAGGCCUCGUGCAAGACCAACUACAUCUGCAGGUCACGACUGGCUGACUUCUUUGUCAACUGCCAGCCGGAGCCUCGCUCGCUGUCAGGCUGUCUGAAGGAGAACUACGCAGACUGCCUCCUGGCAUACUCCGGUCUGAUUGGAACCGUGAUGACUCCAAACUACCUGCGCUCACCCAAGAUCAGCGUGUCUCCGUACUGCGACUGCAGCAGUAGUGGGAACAACAAGGAUGAGUGUGACAAGUUAACUGAGUUUUUCACUGAGAACACCUGCCUCCGUAAUGCCAUUCAGGCCUUUGGGAACGGGACGGACGUGGGAGUGUGGCAGCCGAUGUCCCCCGUCCAGACCACCACCUCCACCACCACUCACUACCAGAGGAACCACGAACGCAAACCCAACACUAUUGACAACCACAUCAACACAGACCCUGGGAUUUACCACUUCGGCUGCAGCCUACAGGCUCAGAAAUUGAAGUCGAACUCAAGUGUGGGUGACGUCUUCUGCGUGAAUCCUCAGAUCGACAGUCCGGGUACGUCCAACGCCAUCCUGAAAGACUCCGCCUCCUCCAGACGGCCAGGGGCCCUGACCUCUCUGCUGCCCCCGCUGCUCUGGCUGUGGUACUGCAGCCUGCCGUCACGCUCCCCCCCGGGCGACUUGUAGCCUCGACGCUCCAACGAACUGACAAACACACAUUUGUACAAAAGAAAAAGCAAAACAAGAAGUUCGAUGCUUUCUUCUCGGUAAAACCUGUUGUACUUUUAUUUCCCUCUGGAAUCUGUGUCCACUUUGAUUCGUACCUUGUUUUUGUUUGUUUUUUAUGAAUCUUUGAGAAGCUUCGUUGUUUUAUGGGUUUUGUUUCUUUGCAUCGCAGCUGUGUGCUGAAGCAGUGAUCUACUAUAUCUACUCGGUUUGGCUGUGUGUUCCCUUCUCGGUUAGUUGAGAAAAAAAAAAACAAAAAGGGAUUCAGAGCUUUCGUGUUGCUCACUCGGGCAGAAAUGACGAAGUACUCGAGGAUUAACAUUCCAAUAAACCACAGCUGGUGGCUCUCGGAUCGGUUCACACGAUGUAAAUUCACAUUGAUCUUCACAGUCGUCCAAUCGGCCCCUCCCCCCCUCCCCCCGUCUGUUUGUGUGUUGAGGCUAUAGGUGGGAUCUUUCGCUUAAAAGUCACAGUCCGUCAGUAUCGGCUACGUUUCAUCCCGCGGGCGACUCGUUAGGUGUUGUUCUCUCUCUCUCUCCUGUGGUUCGUGAUUGUUUUCGUUAAUGACGUGAUGUUUUAAAUUCUCCACGAGCCGAACGAAAGGUCGACGUCGAUAUUUACCUGAAAUUUAAAAAUAUCACUCGAAAGUUUUUUUAGUUUCCAGGGUGAACGCCAACGAACCUGAACAUCAGAGAAACAUCUUCGCCCAGACCGUAGCUCAAGCUGAACACACGUCGCCUCUGGCAAAAGCACACAGGCGAGGACCCACACACACACGUACCGCACACGUUCACACACUCAGACACACACAGGAACGCACACCGCCGGGCCCUCCUUCUUUUUGAACGCACUGUUUAGCCGGCAGAGUGAUUCCUCUCUGCGAUCACGCGCUGCUGUGGACGUUUGAAUCCGCUCUGCUCAUUAGUGAUUGUACAUACGUGUAACUGUUAGAAGUCAAAGCCAUGUUCAGUGUUUCUAUAUGAGAAGUGAAGCUGCCGCUGCAACUUCACCUCAACCUGUGCCGUCUUUUUUAUUGAGUUUUGAUGUAUCUCGCUGCGCCGAGUCGCGAACCAGACACGAGCCGAGGACGCCCGGACGCUUCCCGUCGUCGAGUGAAUUCAGUGGAAACGAAGCUUCUUCAUUUUUCGCGUCUUUGUAACGACUCAUUGCCUCAAUUGCGAAACCGUCGACACGUUUUUUUUUCUGGAAGCAAUCGCGUUGAGUUGGCCGUUUGCUGGGCUCCGCCUCCUUCAGUCACCGUCCAGACACUCUGCAGCGCCAACGCAGUUUGACCGUUGAACCUGCGGCAGAGUUCAGGAGACAGAAGUUAAAUUUUACAUCGUGACCGUCGAAUUGUACGAAGUGAAAACAUUAGAGCUGUUUUAUUAUUAUUAUUAUAGCAAAUGGUCAAAUAUUAACUUUUCUCUUGUUCUGAAAACUACGAAAACACGUGAUUUCAGUUUUUCGUUUUUUAUCGUACGUCUGCUCCCGGUGACUUCUGGGAAAAAUAUAUAAACGCCACAGCAUCGGUUCAACGUUUGAUUCUCAGACAAAGACGAUCGUCUGUUGUCAUCAGCUUCUCUCCCCCUCGGAGGAAAUCCGAACUUUGCGGUCGGGACGUCAACGUACGUCGACGUUGAGCAUUAGCGGCGCGCUGCUUCAGUUUACGUAGCUUCUCAGAACACGGUUAAUGUAUCGUAGAACUUCUGUGUUAUUUACUGAGCGUUAACAUCGUAUAUGCACUGUAUGUACUUGGCUGAAACUAUAAAUCGGACAAAUAAAUGUCCGAUGAUUUUCUGUUCCAGAGCAUUGUGAGCUAUUUUGACAUUCAGAUACUACGUUGAAUACGCCAGAAUAUUGUUUUUUACAACAACCUAUAAUAUGUAUAUUUCUCCCGGUAUGUACAUGAUUAUGGAAUAUUACUGCAUCUGAGAACGAGGAUAUCAAUGUAACUCUAGUUAAACACGGCUGUAUUUCCUCAGCUUAUACUUUUGUACCAUAGCCCCGUUCACCACACUGCUUAACUAAAGUCUUGUUUUUGGUUUUUUCGGCUGAGAUUUGAACUUAUUUUUCUAUCUUUUACGAAUGUUUACUGCGGAUGAAUGGAACGAGACGGACCGGCCCCAGAUUGCUCUGAUUUAAAUCGCUCCUCUGAUUUUUGUUGGUUUUUUUUUACAGACUGUGCCGUCGGAAAUGAUUACUUUGGUUUUACUGCUGAAAUAACGAUGGUUUGAAGAAGAGAGACGAUUGUUGUUGCAUGGUGACUGUGAAGGAAAGAUAAAUAUAUUCUAUACCAUAACAUUCAAAAGGUUUUUUAAGGUGUAUUUGACCAGAGGUGGGCGAGUGGGUUCAACCCCACAGACUGAAUGUGUGGAUGAGAAGCUAAAGAGACGAGACGCUUCAGGACAAAUUUCUCUUCUUGUGUCUUAAAAAGCAACUGUUGAUUUUAUAUUUGAGUCCCAGAGUCGUGUCUUUACAGGCGCUGGAAUAUAAGAGAUGGUUUAAAGUUCCUCGGGUCAAACGGGGGCACUUCCUCCUGAUGUUAGGAAAAUAAAAAAAGAUGGUUGAUAUGUUCGUCCGUCCCAUCUGUCGUUUUAAAACACCAGACAUGGCUUCUCUGGAGACUCCCUCAGCACUCUGGCAUCAUUAACCUCUUAGCUUGUGAAAAUGUAAAAUCUAUUGUACAAAAAGUUAUAAUUAAAAACUGUCA
Messenger RNA from Paralichthys olivaceus (Japanese flounder), 4662 nucleotides. RefSeq names its product gdnf family receptor alpha 1a (gene gfra1a). NCBI's taxonomy places the organism in Eukaryota, Metazoa, Chordata, Actinopteri, Pleuronectiformes, Paralichthyidae. Gene Ontology annotation, biological process: nervous system development. The record is from RefSeq and is a predicted model, not a curated record. Gene Ontology annotation, molecular function: signaling receptor activity. Gene Ontology annotation, cellular component: external side of plasma membrane; signaling receptor complex.